CGCCAUCUCUGUCACGUGCGAUUACCGCACCCAUGGCAUGGCGAGUUACUUCUACUAGUGAGAGGAUGGAGAUAUCUUACUCCCCGGAGUAAAUAAACGGCGGCUGCCGGCCACACCACCGCCGCCUCCAUCGCCAUAAAAUUCACCGCCAUCUCAUCUCUUCCAGCUUUUGCAGCAGGAUAUGUGCAUUGUUCACUGCAUUAUUCACGUUUUUGUUUUACUGUUUUGGGUAUGUUCGAUCUGUAACCUUAGGAUUAAGCCGUCUGAAGAAAGCGUUAUAUGUACUUUCCGAGUCUCUAUACUCUGUAUCUCGUUAAGUACAACGUGAAACUGUGAAUCGGAUCUCUUCUGAGUCCUGCGUGAGCUCAGAACCGACAUCCAACACAGUUGCAGUUAAUCCCGAGAAAUCUGUUAAGAUUAGUGGAGAACAGAGAGCAAAGGGCAGGUGGUAAUUAAUUUCACUAAUUUGAUUUUAUCUUUUGUAUUCAUGUAACGUGUAAAUGCAGGCCGUCGUGCAGCUCACUGGUGGAUGGUGGAGCGGAUUGUGAGGUUAAUUAAUGUAAAUUAUAUGAACGAGAUAAAUUAAUUAAAGUAGGAUGCAGGGAGUGUCAGGUGUUUGUUUGUUUUUUUUUUCCUUCCUUUUCCACGUCUUAAUUACCCUCUUUCUCUAAUUAAUUAAGAACCUAGGUCACUAAUCUUUUUUAGUUUUCAAGUGUAAAGAAGAAAAAAGCGAAUCUAGCUGGUGGUACUAUGAAGACGAUAACAUCAAUUUGAAUACACAUUCAAUUUUAAAUUUUUGGAGCAAGACGUACACAUUCCUUAUUCACAAAUCGAGACAUCGCAUUCCCUGUCUUUCGUAAAAAUGACUGACAACAGUUAUGAGAUCAAGGACGCGGCUGAAUUUGUGUACACAAAACAUGGGUUUCCUAAUAGAGUUUUAGAAUUAGAAGUUAUGGUGUGAACUCGCGGUAUGAAGUUGCAGAAUUUGGUAGGUUCGCGUGCAAAAAGGGUGACCAAGGCCAUAAAAAGGGGGGGUAGGAUUUCGGUUAAACCGAAUCGUAGUUCCGAACCCGAAAAAACGACUCGAAACAUUUUUCACGAAAAAUGUAAAACCAAAUUGUCAAGAGGGCUUAAUGAUUUUGAUUUUCUCAUAGAACUUCAAAUCGAGACCAGCAACGAUUUUAAUUGUAACCGAUAAACACAAAACGAUUUCGAGCUUGAAAGCACCUUUUUUUUUUUAAUCAAGUUGUUCCUUUCUCUCUCUUUUUUUUUUUUAUUUGUAUUUCUUACAGUGAGUGACUUUUGGGAAUGGUGUAAUUUUGCGGGUUAUUCACUUCACCUUUCCUCGUCAAAAUGGCACCUCCAUAUUUGUAGCUGUCCUCCCCUGUCCCCCUUCUAACGCAAACCCAAAACUCUCUCUCUCUCUCUCUCUCUCUCUCUCUCUCUCUCUAAAUCACUUUCUUCUUCACACAACACCCAAUUCCCUCUCCACACUCCACUCCCUCCCUCAAAUUGUACCAAGAAAGAAAGAAAAAAAAUUAGACAGGAAAAGGGGUAAUGGAAGCACCAGAAUUGUACCAAUCUAACAAUGGCGGAGGAGGAUUCUGCACCGCGAACGAAAGGCAGCACUCUAGUAUUGACAAUUCCAAGCCCAGUAAUGGCGGUGGUGGAAGUGAGCAUUUCGUCGUGGAAGACCUCUUGGAUUUCUCCAACGAGGACGAGGACGAGGAGGAGGAGGAAAACGACGCCGUAUUGACGGCCGACGAAUCCUCCACCGUCGACAACAGCUGCAAUUCCUCCUCCGGCUCCGACCCUCCCGCUCCUCCUCCUCCUCCUCCGGCCGCCGCACCUUUCUCCGACUCCCACUUCUCCAACGACCUCUGCGUCCCGUACGACGAUUUGGCGGAGCUGGAAUGGCUGUCCAAUUUCGUGGAGGAAUCGUUCUCCAGCGAGGAACUGCAAAAGCAGCAGCUCAUCUCCGGGAUGAAAUGUUCAUCCCACCACGCCGCCGGCAGCAAUUUCGUCCCCGAGAAUCCCACCGCCGGCAACAACAACAACAACAACAACAACAACCCCAUUUUCACCGCCGACGUCUCCGUCCCGGCGAAGGCGAGGAGCAAGCGGUCCCGCGCGGCGGCGUGCAACUGGGCUUCCCGCCUCCUCGUCCUCUCCCCGUCUUCCUCCACCUCCUCCUCCGCCGCCGACCCGCCGGAGCUCACCGUCGCCCCACCUCCGCCGCCGGUUCGGCCGACGGCGUUUUUGCACCAGCACCCGGCGAUGAUGACGAUGAUGAUGAUGACGGGGAAGAAGACGGCGAAAUCGACGACGCCGAAGAAGAGAGACGGCGGCGGCGGAGGAGGAGGAGGGGUGAGCAACGGCGGCGGGGAGGGGAGGAGGUGCCUGCACUGCGCCACCGACAAGACGCCGCAGUGGCGGACGGGCCCAAUGGGCCCGAAGACGCUGUGCAACGCGUGCGGGGUCCGGUACAAGUCCGGGAGGCUGGUGCCGGAGUACAGGCCGGCGGCGAGCCCGACGUUCGUGCUGACGAAGCACUCCAACUCGCACCGGAAGGUGAUGGAGCUGCGGCGGCAGAAGGAGAUGAUGAUGACGCGUGGGCCCCACCACCACCACCCGGUCAAUACGACGUCGUCUUCCCAUCAUCAUCAGCAGCAGCAGCAACCGUUCUUCCACGGCCAUUCUCAUCAUAAUCACCACCGUCAAAGCGUGGUGUACGACGUCGCAUCCAACGGUGGCGGUGACGAUUACUUGAUUCAUCAACACGUGGGCCCCGAUUACCGGCAGCUCAUUUAGCGGGGGCUUUUUUUUUUUUUUGUCUUAAAAGGGUAAAUUUAGGAUAGGCGCGAGAGAAACAAGUCACGGAGUUUAGUGAGUUUCGCUUAAUCUUUUUUUUUUCUUUCGCGUUCUAAUUUUCUUUCUAUUUUUGGUUUAAUUUUCUUGCUUUUUUUUUUAUUUUUGGGUUUUGCCUAGCAUUUUCCAAAAAAAAAAAAAUUCUCAGACUAUACACGAGUUUUGUCCUUGGUGAUUUUACGUAAUGAGGUUAGCUAUUUGCAAUUUGCAUGCAAUUAGUUUUUGUUUGGUUGUUUAUUAUAGUGCAUGGCAAAUUGCGAGUUGUCAAAUGAAAAAGCAUGCUACGGAUUGCGAUGUGGACUAGUGAGGUAUAGAUAGAUGAUAGCAUUAAUGUGUGCGUAUCGCACCAAAUCUCGAGCAAAAUAGUCUUGCUGGAAUCCAACUUUACGAAUGAGUGACGGUCUAACAAACGAUAUAUCAUCUCAACACAGCAAAUUACUUCUGUUCCGUCGCCAAUUGGAUUCCAAAUUCCAAGGCAAGAUCGGCUCCGACCAUCUCCGCACCCCGGCCAGUUCCCAUUGGGCUCACUUCUCUCUCUCUCUCUCCUUAAAGAAAACGACCGACAGCAUGCAUCACAAUAUCUCGCACUUAAUAAGCAAUCAAUCGACAACAUAGAGUGUCGUCGCGCGAGAAUUCAAACACGAACCCUCUGAUGCUUUUGUUGCUGAUCUGUUGAUAAUAUUUUGUUGGUUCCAAUAACUCGAGAAUCACUAGAAGCAAGUGAGCAACUGGUCUGAACAAGACAAGUGAUACAAAAUUCCUAUUCAAAUCUCUCCUAACAACUCAACUUAUUGAUAUCAACUAGUUGUUGUUCGUCCCACACUCUAAGCAUUUGGAUGGGUUAAUUGUCAAUGUGGUAUUUGUAGAGUCAAAUAACUCAUUUAUUAUUCAUGUGGUAUUUCAUUGUUAUUUCAAUGGUAAUUGAAAUAAAGUAUCUCGUUUGGUUGAACCAUGCAAAUGUGGUAUUCGACAUGUGGUAUUUGGUAAAAGCAGAGUGAUAAAACGGAUUAUUUCGAAAUAACACAUGAAUAUAAGUUAUUUCAAUUAUAACUCGUUUUGGGUUAUUUGUAAAUAACUCACUGUUCAAAUGAUGGAAAACUUGCAUAAAUAUGCAUAUUAUAUCAAACAUAAAUUUCAGUGCAAGAGACUUGAUCAUGAGCGGUUGGUAACGAGAGGUGGGCGGUGGGCUGAUUGGAUUGGGAUCGUUUCAUAUCCCAGAGAAUGUUAGAAAACCAAAGAGGUUUUUGCAGCUUAUUAUUGUUUCCUUCCUUUUUACUUAAGUCUGUUGCAUGAAUUUCCCCAAACUCCAUUUACAAGUUCGAGGGAGAAAGAUAACAUAUAUACAAAUUUCCCAAAUAUUAAUCUCAUUUUCACUUCCUCACAGUGUAAAAAUAACAGAUAAUUAAUUAAACCCUAACCCUAAACUUUUAAUUGGUGAUAAAAAUUAAUUAAGAUAAUACAUGGGGUUAGCAGUUGCACAUUGAUGCACGAUCCUAUGCAGACUCUACAGUACUAUUUUUACACUGAUCCAAAGACCUUGCAGUGCACACAGGCAAGUAGAUUACUAGAUUAUAAUUUUGUAUAAAUGAUUAGUAUUCAAUUAUUUUUAUCACCUACUUAUUAUUAAUUUAAUUAACCCUCAAUGUGAAGGGGGAAGCAAAAUUUGCAGUGCUCACGUGCCCCUUCGGUUCCUCUCCAGCUUGAUUAAUUAAAUAAUUAAUUAGUAAAUAAAGGGGGGGAUUAAGCUUUAAUGUGGUUUCUCCAUGCAGAGGAUCACGUGCUUCCUCUCCACAGCGAUAUUCAUGGGUCAUGUUUAAAAGGUAAACCCAAAAAGUAAGUAAAUAAAUAAACAGAAGUAAAUGUUUUUGAUUAAUAAUAUACUUAAUUAAGCAAAGAUUAAGGG
This is a messenger RNA of Linum trigynum, 4771 nucleotides long. The record is from the annotation of a GenBank genome assembly. NCBI's taxonomy places the organism in Eukaryota, Viridiplantae, Streptophyta, Magnoliopsida, Malpighiales, Linaceae.